This is a messenger RNA of Prunus avium (sweet cherry), 2572 nucleotides long. It is a transcript of the gene PRHA, whose product is annotated as pathogenesis related homeodomain protein A. Gene Ontology annotation, biological process: negative regulation of gene expression, epigenetic. Gene Ontology annotation, molecular function: chromatin binding; DNA binding. The record is from RefSeq and is a predicted model, not a curated record. Gene Ontology annotation, cellular component: nucleus. NCBI's taxonomy places the organism in Eukaryota, Viridiplantae, Streptophyta, Magnoliopsida, Rosales, Rosaceae.
UUUAGCGAGAAAAGGGAUGCAUGAAUCAUAACAGAUUUGUAUCCUCUUUGUACAAGAAUUCAUCGAUUCGAAAACAGAAACUUAUUAGACACAUAUGAUUGAUUGAUCAUUCCCUAAGUGAAGAAGACUAUAAAUAGACAGGACUUUUAGAGAGAGAGAGCGAGAGAGAGAGAGAGAGAGACCGUUGGGUGGCGCUUCGGGGAGGAGAGCAGAACUGCCCAGAGAGCACCAUUGGGGAAAACCCCAAGAACCCAAAUUUUGUCAAAAUUUGAAAUUCCUGGAGCAAUUAAUCCAAAACCCAUCAAUAACUCGACAAUUCCAAUGCUUCUUUGCUUGUAUAUAUGAAUGUAUACGUGGUGUAUAUAUAUAUAUGUAUGUUUUGUAGCAGCUUCAAAGCCCAACUGUUCAUAGAUCUCUAUUCUUUUUCAGAAUGCGUGGUCUUGGAAAAAAGUCAUCCCUCAAGGAGUCAGGAAAACCUCGUUAUCCCAAUUCUGUAGCAAAGCUAAUUUCAUCACCAAAAUUUAGAAAAGGUGGCAAAGUUUCCCAUGUUAAAAAAAUAAAACCAAAGUCCAAAACUAUUAUUGCUUCAUGCUUGUCGAAGAAGAGAGGUGCUGACUCUUCAAGGAAGGGGUCUAGGAAUAAUGAUACUGAUAAAAAAUUGAUGAGUAGAAAAGGAGUUCAUAAGGUACAUGAUACAAAUUCUUCCAAAAAGCUGUCUUCUGUGAAACUUCAGGAUGAGAAGUUCUCAUUCAAGGGCUCUGACAAGAAAGGGGAAAAUGCUGAUGGGGAAGUCAACCUUAGAAUAAAAAGGAGAAGAAAGAAGAAAUUACAAAAGGAUAAGGUGGAGUUAGAUGAAACUUCUCGCUUGCAGAGGAGGACAAGAUACCUGCUGAUUAAAAUAAAGCUGGAGCAGAACCUCAUUGAUGCUUAUUCUGGUGAAGGUUGGAAGGGUCAGAGCCGAGAAAAGAUUAAGCCAGAAAAGGAACUACAAAGAGCUAAGAAACAGAUAUUGAAAUGUAAGCUUGGAAUCCGUGAUGCUAUUCAUCAACUGUAUUCUCUGAGUUCAGUGGGUAGCAUGGCAGAUUCUGUUAUUGCUGCAGAUGGAUCUGUUUAUCAUGAACAUAUAUUCUGUGCGAAGUGCAAGUUGAAUGAAGCAUUCCCCGAUAAUGAUAUUAUACUGUGUGAUGGGACAUGCAAUUCUGCAUUCCACCAAAAAUGUCUGGAUCCUCCCUUGGAUACUGAAAAUAUUCCUCGAGGAGAUCAAGGCUGGUUUUGCAAAUUUUGUGAGUGUAAAAUGGAAAUACUAGAAGUAGUCAAUGCUCAUCUUGGGACCUGCUUUUCCAAUGACUGUGGUUGGCAGGAUGUCUUCAAGGAAGAAGCCGCUUUCCCUGAUGGUGAGAAUUCGUUAUUAAACCCAGAUGAAGAAUGGCCUUCAGAUGAUUCUGAAGAUGAUGAUUAUAAUCCAGAAAGGAACGAGAACAGCUGCAGCUUCAGCAUGGGAGGCACUGAUGACAAUGCAUCAGAUGACGAAUUGUCAACUGAUGUCAGUGUAGGUUCUGAUGAGUCUACUGAUGGGGAAGUUGUUUCUGGCCGCAGACAGAGAAGACGUGUUGAUUAUAAGAAGUUAUAUGAUGAAAUGUUUGGAAAAGAUGGUCCUUUGCACGAACAAAUUAGUGAUGAUGAAGACUGGGGUCCUGUUAAAAGAAAGCGGAGAGAAAAGGAAUCUGAUGCAGCCAGCACCCUUAUGACUCUCUAUGAAAGCGAGAGAAUUCCAGAUGUCACCCCUACAGAAGUGAAAAGUAAACAUCCUCCAGAUACUCAAGUUAGAAGGGCAUGUUUCCGAAUACCUCGCAAGGCAGUAGAGAAGCUGCGCCAAGUGUUUUCUGAGAAUGAACUUCCUUCUAGAGAUGUGAAGGAGAAUCUUUCAAAAGAGUUGGAACUAGAUCCUGAGAAGGUUAGUAAAUGGUUCAAGAACGCACGUUACUUAGCCCUCAAAACCAGAAAGGAAGAGAGUGCUACAAACCUUCACACUUUUACUCCUGGAAUCUCCAAGGAAUCCACACAUGAAAAUAUGACUGAAAAAGCUGCUGAUCUCAUGGCAUCAGAUUCAGAUGAUAUCUUAGCUGAAACUGUGGUCCAUUCUCCAAGAAAUGUUAAGUCCUUCCGGAGAAAGCACCCAAAAUCAUUAAGCAGCCCUUUGAGGAAAAAUCAACAGAGAGGAUAUUCAAGUGGGUCACCUGCAAAGAGAAACAAGGAUGGAAUGGAGUUGAGUGACAAUGUGAGCUUGAAGAAGCUUUUGAAAGCAAGAACAAAGGAGAAGAAGGCCAACCUUAUUGCUGGAGGUGGAUGUCGAGUUGCAGAACUGGAAAUGGAGAGACUAUGUAAUGCCAAAGGUAGGCUAGAAAGUAUGAGACAGAAAUUACUGAAAUUUCAAAAUGCCAAGGCAAAGAAGUCAAAUAAAUCUCUCUUGCAUGAACAGUCUGUGAUUUAUGUUCCAAUAGCAGAACUAAAGGAAAAAGUUUGAUAUUCUGAAAUGUUGUGAAUUUUCAUAUUAGCAUUUUUGUCAUCUCAA